GCCCGCGCCCCCGCGCCCGCCAUCUUGAAUUCCGUUCACUCAGACCCGCGCGCGACUCGCGGCUAGCACGUACACCUCCGCGUCCGACCGCUCCGCGACAUAUUUGUGUUUCCAAGUGAUUCAGUGUCAUGUUGUGAUAGUGCAGUGACGAAAUGGAGUCGACGCCGAUAUGUCGGUGCCGUGUGCUCUACCUCGGCUCCGCGGUGCCGCAGCAGAGCAAGGAUGGACUGCAAGGCAUCCAGGAACCGCUGCGCGAGUUGUAUCCGGAAAAGGGAGCGACGAGCGGCGGCAUCGACUCGUGGCUGUCCGUGUGGUCGAAUGGAAUCCUACUCGAGAACAUUGACGAGAGCGGCUCGAGAGUGGCGCGCUUCUUCCCGAUAUCGAGCCUGCACUACUGCGCCGCAGUGCGCAGGGUCACCGUAGAGGGUGCGCCUCGGUUCCUGCCCCUGGACUCCCCGUUCGCCCGGGCCCCAGCUCCGCGUCGCCCGCCCCUGUUCGCUGCCGUGCUGCGUCGCACACAGGGUAUUAAGGUGCUGGAGUGCCACGCGUUCAUCUGUCGACGCGAGGCAGCCGCCAACGCACUGGUGCGCUGUUGCUUCCAUGCAUACGCUGAUAGCUCAUACGCUAAGCGACUGGAGGCUGAGCGCGCUCCCUCACACCUACCAGCUGACCAGGAUGAGGAACUGGAAGUGUAUGACGGAGAUGAGAAUCACAAGGUGUGGGUCGGAGAGACAGAGCGCGACGACGCCAGUGACGAUAUCCCUCACCCUGCGCGCGCGCCUCGUCCGCGGCAGAUAACACGACCAGCGUCGGUCCCGCCACCACCACCGCCUCCUGAAGAGCCCAAAAAGAAGACUGCUACUGCGAAAAAGACGAAAAAGAAAUCUUCAGCGUCAGCAGACGAACUGUAUGCGGGCCCCGCGCCCAUGAUGAACGGUCGGUCCCUGGGGCGUGCGCCGCCCGCCUGGGCCGCCGCGCACCCCAUGGUGCUGGUGGCACACCCAGCCGCCACACUGCCACAUGCGCGGCCCGCCACGUUGGGACACCGGGGGCGAGUACCGGCAGCACUGGCCGCCGGGCCAUUCCCUCCAGGUCCCCCGGGUCCGCCAGGUCCCGGUAGGGGGCGACUACAGUACGCCACAGUAGAUCCGAGGCGUUCGAAGCCUCCUCCACCAACUGCCAUGAAGGCCGCGCAGAGUAUGACAGGGCUGGAGGCAGUGGAGGACGCUGGCGGCAUUUACAGGAAAAAGGGGCACCUGAACGAGCGCGCCUUCUCAUACAGCAUCCGACAGGAGCACCGCAGCAGGUCGCACGGCUCUCUCGCCAACCUGAAGUUUGCAGCUCCACCCGAGGUGGAGUCAGGUCGCGAAGAACUGAAGAAGGAGCGGGAGAUCAUGCAGCUGGUGGCUGGCCUGCAGCUCGGCGAGGACGAGCGCCGGGAGAUGCCGCAUGUCAUGCGUCAGAGACACGCGCCCAGAUAACACAACGCCACUGCUGAAAGGGCGCCAUCUAGCGGCUGAUAACGGGAAGCGCACCAUCGGAGCCAAUGAGCCAACAAACUUUACCUCGACCACGAAACAAAACGAACACAACCAAAUAAUUUGUGCACAAUAAUGACUAGGGAACUACAUUUUGUGAAAAUAACGAACUAUUUAACUAUAAUUGAACGUUUUAAAAACGGUUUGGUGAUGUUUUAUAUGGAAAGAGAUACGACUAAGAAUGUCUAUGGUUUUGUAAACUAUUCAAUGCUGGGUUGAAGUACGAUAUUGGUGAUUGAAUAACAUUCCAAACUACGAAUAACAAUAUCUUAAAACAAAACAGCAAAGGAAUGAAACGUGUCAUUUAUAAAAAAAAAUGUAGUAACCCUAUAAAAUAUAACAAUCACAUUACAAAACGAGAACGCGGCAUAUCGAUACAACAAAUCGUAGUUUCACUUAAUCGAUUUGUCACGAACGUUCUCGAGUUGUUGCCGAUUAUCGAUUAAUUACUUUAGAACUCCGUACCUUUAUUAAAACAGGGUACCUAAGAAACUGUAAUUUAAUUUUUUCUAGUAAUUAAAUAUCGAUUUUUGAUUCAUGGAUGUUGAGAAAUAAUUUGUGAGGAAUUAAUGGAUUUGAUGUUGUUUACGGCGUUUAAAGGUCCAAUAAAUAUUGUAAUAAGUAUAAAAUUAAAGGUUAUGUUGUUAAUAUCAUUUGUAUAUUUCAUUUAAUUAAUUGUUUAGCUGUUUAGACCACGUUUCGUUAUAUAUUUAUUGUCUGAAUCUAUUUUAUGUAAGUAAGCAUUUUUUCUACCAAUUUUUCUAUUUACAAACUUUAAUAUUAAAUACUUUAAACAUGAGAUACUUCAAUCUUCAUCGUCAACAACCUAUAAGUGGUAAUUGCUUUCCAAAGGCCUCUUCUCACACGGAGAAUUUUUGAGCAUUAAUCACCAC
Spodoptera litura is the source of this 2431-nucleotide messenger RNA. RefSeq lists its product as uncharacterized. NCBI's taxonomy places the organism in Eukaryota, Metazoa, Arthropoda, Insecta, Lepidoptera, Noctuidae. The record is from RefSeq and is a predicted model, not a curated record.